CAUUUUGCAGACGGGGCUGCACUUUUUGUUUUCUUCUUUUUUUUUCUCACAGAACUUUUGAACUCGGAAACAUGAUGGAGAUGUAUUUAAUUUCAACCAUUUUAGCAAUCAUUGUCAUGAUCCCAUUCGUUCUGAAAACUUUCUACCCCUACGUUUGGAUGGAUAUUCUGUACUUUAGAGAUAUUGUGCAGAUUUUAGUGAGGUUUUUGUCGAGGCGCAGAAGGAGACCUCUCUUCUUUGUUUUGGACCGUUUCUUGGAGCAGACCUCUGCACAUCCAGACAAACCUUUCAUUGUGUUUGGAGAUGAGAGCUUCACUUACGCCUCUACGGAUAAAAAGAGCAACAAAAUAGCUCACGCGCUGCAGUCUCAGCCCGGGUAUCAAGCUGGGGAUACCGUCGCGCUUUUUAUGGGGAAUGAACCCGACUUCCUAUUCACCUGGCUGGCUUUAGCUAAACUCGGCUCCCCUGUUGCUCUGCUCAACCACAACAUCCGUACCAAGUCUCUGCUGCACUGCUUCAACUGCUGCAAGGCCAAAGUGCUGAUAGCAGCCGCAGAGCUAAAAGGGGCAGUGGAGGAUGUGCUGCCUACUCUGAUAGAGCAGGACGUCACCGUCCUCCUGAUGACUGACCACUGCGACACACCUGGAAUAGAAAACCUCUCUGAUAAAGUGGAUGAGGCAUCAGACGUCCCACUCCCACAAUCCCUGAGAGCGCACCUCACGUUCAAAAGCCCUGCAGUCUAUAUUUACACCUCAGGAACGACAGGUCUCCCUAAAGCCGCUGUGGUCAAUCAGAAUCGCCUCCUGAUAGCUUUAGCUGUUUUAUCCUCUAACGGCGUAUCAUCCAGUGACGUCAUCUACGUCAACCUGCCUCUGUACCACACCGCUGGUUUUAUCGUAGGCUUUAUUGGAGCCAUCGAGACAGGGUCUACUAUCAUCCUGAAGAAGAAGUUUUCAGCCUCUCAGUUUUGGGAUGAUUGCAGGAAACACAGUGUGACUGUUGUCCAGUACAUAGGAGAGGUGAUGCGUUACCUCUGCAAUACACCAAAGAGAGACAAUGACCGGGAACAUAAAGUCAGACUGGCCAUUGGAAACGGCAUCAGAGCUGAAAUAUGGAGGGAGUUUCUCAAUCGCUUUGGAAACAUUGAAGUCAGAGAGUUUUAUGCCUCCACUGAGGGAAAUGUGGGGUUUGUCAACUACACUGGGAAAAUUGGAGCAAUUGGAAGAGUCAACUUUUUGCACAAGAAACUGUUUCCUUACACCCUGAUCAAGUACGACACAGAGAGAGAUGAACCUGUCCGAGAUGGUAACGACCUCUGUGUGGAGGCACCCAUAGGUGAAACAGGACUACUGGUGUGUAAGAUCACAGACAUUGCUCCUUUUGUGGGCUACGCCCAGAAUGAAGAGCAAACUGAGAGAAAAAGACUGCGAAAUGUUCUUAAGAAAGGAGAUCUUUACUUCAACAGUGGCGACUUGAUGAGGAUCGAUGAAGAAAACUUCAUUUACUUUCAGGAUCGCGUUGGUGACACCUUCAGGUGGAAAGGUGAGAAUGUAGCUACAACUGAGGUCUCUGACAUACUGACGCUGAGUGAUUGUCUGAAAGAAGCAAACGUUUAUGGAGUCCAAGUUCAAGGACAUGAAGGGCGGAUAGGAAUGGCAGCAGUCACUGUGAAGGAGGGAGUCCAGUUUGAUGGAAGUAAGAUUUAUAACCACGUGGUCAGCUACCUGCCCUCAUAUGCCCGCCCUCGCUUCAUAAGAAUACAGAAUGCAGUGGAGCUGACGGGGACUUUCAAACAGAUGAAGUUGAAGCUAGUGGAGCAGGGCUUUGAUCCAGGACGUAUACAGGACCCUCUUUACAUCCUCAUUGACUCUGAGAAGACUUACAUACCUCUGACAGCUCAGGUGUACGACUCCAUCAUGUCAGGAGACAUCAAACUAUGAGGAGGAUGUUGGUUUCCUCAAACUGUGCAGACUGGCUGCUUUGGCAAUUUCAAUUUUUAGCUCAGUGACCGAACAUAUCUCCUUUUUUUUAUAAAUACUGUUUUUAUUCUGAUGAUAACAUGGAGGCAGACAUAUUUCAAUAAAAUAAGUAGUUUGGAAUCAACAGUUAGGGGUCACUGUAAGUGUAGAUAAAUGUAUAUUUUUAUGAAAAGUAAGGUUAUCUAUCAUAUACUCACUGAUUAGUUUAUUAAGUAUCCCAGUUAAUCUGCUUAUUACUUACUCAUUUAGGCAUGUAAACACAGUCAAGAUGUUGUGCUUAAGUUCAAACCGAGUAUCAGAAUGGAGAUAAAAGGCAAUUUAAGUGGUUGUUGGUGGUCUGACAGGCUUUUAUGUUAUUUACACCAUAUUCUGUCACUACCAGUUUGAUGAGAAUCUGAGACUCAUAAGAUCAGGCAGAGUUUCUCCAAUCUUCUGUUGUCUAAUUUUGGUGAGCCUGAGAGAAUUGUAGCCUCAGUUUCCUGUUCUUAGCUGACAGUUGUCAGACCUGGUGUGGUCUUCUGCUGCAGGAGCCCGUCGGCUUAAAAGUUCAUCAUGUUGUGCAUUCAGUCACUCUUUUUGCAUACCUCUGCUGUAACGAGUGACUAUUUCAGUUUAUUGACUUUCUGUCAGUUUGAACCCACUGGUCAUUCUCUUCUGACCUCUGCCAUCAACAAAGAUGAGACAACUGCAGAUCCAGAGAACUGCAGAUAUUUCUCUCUUUUUUCACCCUUCUCUGUAAACUCUAGAGAUUGCUGUCCUGGUGGAUUGGCAGUUUGUGAAAUACUCAGACCAGAGCAUCAGACACCAACGACAUGGCAGUCCCUUAAAUCAUGUCUCCCCCUCUCUGAUCCUCUGUUUGAAUUUCAUCUUAUCAUCCUAAUCAUGUCAGCAGGACUAAAUACAUUGCCAUGUGAUUGGCUUAUUAGAUUUUUUGUGGUAAUGAGCUGCUGAAUAGGUGUACCUGAUAAACUGAUCAGUGAAAGCUAUAUUCAUUUACAUGACAGCUGCUUGUACUCAAUUUAAGAAAAUACUUUUUUAAAGAAAAAAAACUAUAAAACAAUGAAUGGUUACUUUCUCUCUUUUGAAUACCUGAUAUACUUUAUGGAAUUAAUUUCCUUUAAAGAAAGACAAGGAUGGCGGUUAAUGAUUUUUUAGAUUUUUAGGCAUGGAUUGUAUGUUUUAGUGCAAAUAUCUAUACAUU
Cheilinus undulatus (humphead wrasse) is the source of this 3180-nucleotide messenger RNA. RefSeq lists its product as uncharacterized. The record is from RefSeq and is a predicted model, not a curated record. Gene Ontology annotation, molecular function: long-chain fatty acid transmembrane transporter activity; long-chain fatty acid-CoA ligase activity. The transcript is spliced from 10 exons. The coding region runs from base 72 to 1940 and encodes 622 amino acids. NCBI's taxonomy places the organism in Eukaryota, Metazoa, Chordata, Actinopteri, Labriformes, Labridae.